GAGCCCCCUGCUCCGGCCUCACUCGCCGCCACCGCCAUGGGUCGGAGCUUUUCCUUCUUCCUGCUGCUGCUUCUCCUUCAGCUCCCGGGGCCGGGAGCCGCCUUCUCCCUCCUGCGGUACCACUACAACUGCGGGGAUUACGGCAUGCAACUGCUGGCAUACCCCACCCGCGGCCGCACCGUCCGCUUCAAAGUCCUGGAUGAAUUUGGCACCCGCUUCGACGUGGCCAACUGCUCCAUCUGCCUCCACUGGCUCAACGCCGGGGCAGACGGUGCCGUCAUCUUCUCCUCCGGCUACGAGGGCUGCCACGUCCUGGUGAAGGAGGACCGCUACGUCCUGAGGGUGCAGCUGGAGGAGAUGCUGCUCAGCGGGGUCCCGGCCGCCUCUUAUGAAGUCAACAUGACCUGCCCACAGCCGGCGGACUAUGAGAUCCUCACGGGUGGCAACCCACGCCUCAACCAGCAAGCCAAUCGGGGCAACGGCGUCCACCAGACCCAGGCUGAUGUCCUCGUCCCCCUGUCCCAGCCUGGCCUCCUGCACCAUGUGUCUCAGUCCACCCUCACCCUCCCAGGACCCCAAAUCUCUCCCCAAGCCCACUCGGAGCCUGUUCACCCUGUGGCUCACACCCAGCCGGUCCUGGUGCCCCCAGGGCUGCAGCCCCAGCCUGGCCAUUCUCGCCCAGGGCUUCAGACCCAGCCUAGCCAGGCUCGCCCCAUCACCCCACCCCAGCAGGGUUUAAUACGCCCCGGCAUGCAGCCCCCAGCCCAGCGCCCCAGGACUCAGCCCCAGCCCGGGCUCCUUCGCCCGGGGCUUCAGAGCCAAAACCAGCCUGGGCUGGUGCACCCCGGAGUUCAAAGCCAACCAAGUCUUCUUCGCCCAGGGCUUCAGAGCCAAAACCAGCCUGGGCUGGUGCCCCCCGGAGUUCAAAGCCAGCCAAGUCUUCUUCGCCCAGGGUUUCAGAGCCAAAACCAGCCUGGGCUGGUGCCCCCCGGAGUUCAAAGCCAGCCAAGUCUUCUUCGCCCAGGGUUUCAGAGCCAAAACCAGCCUGGGCUGGUGCACCCCGGAGCCCAGCCCCAGCCAGGUCUUCUUCGGCCAGGGAUUGUACCCCAAAACCAGCCCGGGUUGGUGUCCCACAGCGUCCAGUCUGGCUUAAUGCACACUGGUGCUCAGACUCAAGCAGGUUUUGUACGGCCAGGAGCUCAGCCCCAAAGCCAGCCAGGCUUAGCUCGCCCUGGCCUUCCGACUCACUCCCAAACUGGGCUCCUCCGCCCUGGGCUCCAGAGCCAAACUGGGCUGCCUUACCCCGGCUCCCAGUCCCAGCCAGGUCUGGUCCGCCCGGCUCUGCAGAGCCAAACUGGGCUGGUACACCCCGGCCAUUCCCGACCGGGUCUAAUGCGCCCAGGACUCCAGUCCCGGCCGGGUUUUAUUCGUCCUGGACUUCAGGCUCAGCCCCAGCCGGGGCUAGUGCGUCCAGGACUUCAACCCCAAGCCCAGCCUGGUUUGCUGCGUCCUGGGCUCCAAUCCCAGCCCAGUUUAUUGCAAUCCACGGCGCUCUUCUACCCCUCGGCAGGGGCGGGCACCCAGCUGACACGGGAGCAGUGCCAGGUAGCGGUGGGGAGGAUGCUCUGCGUGGCCCCCCAGGGCCGGGAGGCGUGCCUGCAAGCGGGGUGCUGCUACGAUGACAUGGACCGCGUGGCACCCUGUUAUUACGGCAACACGGCCACGGUGCAGUGCCUGCGGGACGGGAAUUUUGUGCUGGUGGUGCCGCGGGGGCUCGCCACCCAGCCCUACAACCUGGACAGCGUGCGCCUUGCCAGCACCCAGCCGGGCUGCGAGCCCCUCCGGGUGACCGAGACCUUCGUGAUGUUCCAUUUCCCCGUCACGCAGUGCGGCACCACCGUCCAGGUGAUCGAGGACCGGUUGAUCUAUGAGAACCAGCUGAUCUCGACCCUUGAUGUCCAGGGGUCCCCCCGUGGCUCCGUCACUCGGGACAGCAUCUACAUCCUCCAAGCUCGUUGCAUCUACAAUGCCAGCGACCUCUUGCCCCUUCGCAUGGAGGUGGCCGUGCCCCCCACAGCCACCCCCCUGGCCAUGCCGGGGCCGCUCGGGCUCCAACUCCGCAUUGCUACUGAUGAGAGUUACAGCUCGUACCACCCUGAAGGUGACUACCCCUUGGUGAGGGUGCUCCGGGACCCCAUCUACGUGGAGGUUCGCCUCCUCCAAAAAACAGACCCCAAUUUGGUGCUGGUCCUGCACCACUGCUGGGCAGCCCCCAGCCCCGACGCCGCGGCCGAGCCUCAGUGGCCCAUCCUGGUGGAUGGGUGUCCCUUCACAGGGGACAACUACAGGACCCAGCUCGUGCCCGUGGGACCGGCCUCACCCCAGUUGCCUUUCCCGAGCCACUACCAGCGCUUCGUCAUCUCCACCUUCACCUUUGUGGAGCCGCCCUCCAUGGCGGUGCUGGAGGGAGAGGUUUACAUUUCAUGCAGCGCUUCCGUCUGCCACCUCGCCCAGCCUGAGCCCUGCCGGCCCUCCUGCCAGCUGGGAGUGCCCUCGCGAGCACGGCGGGCUCUGGGGGCCAGGACAGCCGAAGGCGUGCGCAGUGUCACCUCCCAGGGACUUGUCAUCUUCCCCAAGGUCCCCAAACUGCAGCGAGGCUGA
This is a messenger RNA of Tyto alba (common barn owl), 2661 nucleotides long. RefSeq names its product zona pellucida glycoprotein 1 (gene ZP1). The record is from RefSeq and is a predicted model, not a curated record. The coding region runs from base 37 to 2661 and encodes 874 amino acids. Gene Ontology annotation, biological process: binding of sperm to zona pellucida; prevention of polyspermy. Gene Ontology annotation, molecular function: acrosin binding; structural constituent of egg coat. Gene Ontology annotation, cellular component: egg coat. Lineage: Eukaryota; Metazoa; Chordata; Aves; Strigiformes; Tytonidae. The transcript has 11 exons.